Messenger RNA from Camelina sativa (false flax), 1896 nucleotides. Lineage: Eukaryota; Viridiplantae; Streptophyta; Magnoliopsida; Brassicales; Brassicaceae. The record is from RefSeq and is a predicted model, not a curated record.
UGCAUUGCCACUGAUGUGGAAGAUCCUUCUCGCUUUGCUCUUAAUAGGAGUGAUGAUGAGUAUGACGAGUAUACUGAGACGUGUCAUUCUCCUCGAGCUAAUGAAUAUUAUGGUCCUUUGGAGUAUGAUGAGAUGAGCAUUGAUGAUGGUCCCUGUAAGCAUCUCUCCGCUGACCAGAAAAGCUUAAGCAGCUCUCCACUCAUUGAUCAGUGUCUUGAAUCACUGAUUCGGGAAGGACCAGAACAACUACACAAGAAAGAUGAGCAUGAUGGUCGUGAAGAAUGUGAAGCUCCUUCUCCAGCAGAUAUUUCAGAUGAUCAAGUGGCAGAACCGGUAGAUUUCGAGAACAAUGGACUUUUGUGGGUUCCACCUGAUCCAGAAAAUGAAGAAGAUGAGAGAGAAAGUGCUUUGUUUGAUGAGGAAGAUAAUGAGGGAGAUGCCUCAGGUGAGUGGGGAUACUUACGACCUUCCACUAGCUUUGGAAGUGGAGAUUACCGUGGCGAGGAUCGAACAACUGAAGAGCACAAGAAGGCUAUGAAGAAUGUGGUUGAUGGGCACUUUAGGGCUUUGCUUGCACAACUGUUGCAAGUUGAGAACAUCCCUGUGAGCGAUGAAGAGGGCAGAGAGAGCUGGUUAGAGAUUAUCACCUCUCUCUCUUGGGAGGCUGCUAACUUAUUGAAGCCCGAUAUGAGCAAAAGUGGAGGAAUGGAUCCUGGUGGCUAUGUCAAAGUAAAGUGCUUAGCUUCUGGAUUCCCACAUGAUAGCAAGGUGGUCAAAGGAGUUGUUUGCAAGAAAAAUGUGGCCCAUAGGAGAAUGAGUGCAAAGAUUGAGAAAGCUCGAAUAUUGAUUCUAGGCGGUGGACUUGAGUAUCAAAGGGUCUCAAAUCAGUUAUCAAGUUUUGAUACUUUGUUGCAACAGGAAAAGGAUCAUCUAAAGAUGGCUGUUGCAAAGAUUCACGCGGAACGUCCAAAUAUUUUACUAGUCGAAAAAUCAGUCUCUAGAUUUGCGCAAGAGUAUCUUCUAGCCAAAGACAUAUCUCUUGUUCUAAAUAUCAAGAGGCCACUUUUAGAACGCAUUGCUCGAUGCACUGGUGCUCAAAUAAUACCUUCAGUAGACCACCUCUCCUCUCAAAAGCUGGGUAACUGUGAGAAUUUUCGGGUUGAUAGGUUUCUUGAAGAACAUGGUUCAACUGGUCAAGUUGGAAAGAAAGUGGUGAAGACAUUGAUGUAUUUUGAGAAUUGUCCAAAGCCAUUAGGCUUUACAAUAUUACUUAUGGGUGCAAAUGAAGAUGAGUUGAAAAAAGUGAAGCACGUGGUCCAGUAUGGAGUUUUUGCAGCUUAUCAUUUGGCACUCGAGACAUCAUUUCUUGCUGAUGAGGGAGCCUCACCAGAACUUCCGUUGAAUUCCCCGAUUACGGUUGCACUUCCAGAUAAAUCUAUGAGCAUUGAACGUUCAAUAUCUACUGUGCCAGGUUUCACGGUCUCAACAUAUGAAAAAUCUCCGACAAUGCUAUCUUGUGCUGAACCACAACGAGCAAACAGUGUCCCAGUAUCAGAGUUGCUUUCGACCACCGCCAAUCUAUCCAUCCAGAAGGAUAUAGAUCCUAUGAUACCCAAUGGUUCAGGCUGGCAGACUAGAGAAACAAACCCGAGUUUCGUCUUUUCACGCCCUAAUGUUUCACUGAAUUUGCCUGAACGUGUGACAGAGAGCAUAAAAUCAGAUUUGUCUGGAAGAUCUUUACCGGUGGACACACCAGCUGACAAAGGCAACCCAAUUGUUGUGGCAGAUGAAACAAUGGAUAAUUCCUUACAUUCAUCUGAGCAAGGCUUUGUGCGAAAGAUCUCUCAAACUGGUACGAGCAUUAUGGUCGAAAACCAAGACAAUAGUUCAGAGCUU